Canariomyces notabilis is the source of this 1510-nucleotide messenger RNA. RefSeq lists its product as uncharacterized. The transcript has 4 exons. The record is from RefSeq and is a predicted model, not a curated record. The coding region runs from base 289 to 1389 and encodes 366 amino acids. Lineage: Eukaryota; Fungi; Ascomycota; Sordariomycetes; Sordariales; Chaetomiaceae.
GUCAAACAUCUUUCUCCAUCUUAUAUUUGCCUGUGGUUCUCGGGGCAUCCUGCCUGCAACUGCGUAGGUCUGUCAGUCACGGCUCCCCGAGAUCAUCAUGUCCUCAAAGAGAUGAUCUCCAAAGCUCGAGCUGCUGCGGUGAGAAGUCGUGUGCACUGUGCAUUUGGCCCCUUUUUCUCAAAUGGAAUUUGCCGUUUGAGUCGACUUGCCGCCUGCCGUCCACAACCACAGUUCGCCUUUGGUCUCCGUUUAGGCAAGAGUUGCCCAUUCGCUGCCUUCCAUUCCACAAUGUCAGACGACGAGGCCGACCCCGAGCUGCUCGCGCUUCUCCGACAGCAUCUGCAGGGGAAACUCACCAUCAGCGAAGAGCCGGAAACGGGUGUCUUGGAGGGCGCAGAGUACGUCUACGAUAAUGCCAUCGACGUCGCCCUGGACAUGCGCUCGUGCAAGAGGGCCGCUUCGGCCAUCUAUGCGCAGAUGCAGCAGAAGCAAUACUCGCCUGCCACUUGGACAUCUCAUGAGCUGCAUCCGAAGAGCAAAGACGAGGCCACCGUUGCUUUCAUCUUCACCAUGGAUCUGCUCAACUUCUCCUUCUGGUCUGAGAAGCCUGACGCUGAGCGGUUUGCUAUUGAGUACCGUGGCAAACGGUGGACCGGGUACUGGAGCUUGGUUGCUGCAUUGCAGCGAGCAUUGGACGAAGGAAUCCCCAUUACCGACUCACAUUUCUGGCAGGAUGAAGAAUCCUGCAACUUGGACACACUGAAGCAGGUCUUCAGGUCGUGUACAAACGAAGAAAUACCGCUGCUGGAAGAGCGGCUCGCUUGCCUGCGUGAGGCCGGCAAAGUGCUGUACGAAAGAUACCGAUGCCAUCCCGUCAACCUCAUAGCGGCGGCCAAUGGGUUAGCUGCUAGGCUCGUCAACCUGCUGGCUCGCGACUUUCGCUGCUUCAGGGAUGAGCAUGUGUUUGAAGGACGGCGCAAGCCGAUCCGCUUCCUCAAGCGGGCCCAGAUCUUGGUUGCCGAUCUCUGGGCCUGCUUUGAGGGCGAAAGCUACGGCGAGUUCCGGGACAUUGACAAGAUCACCAUGUUUGCGGACUACCGUGUGCCACAGAUCCUCAACACCAUGGGAUGCAUCUUCUACAGUCCCAUUCUGGACCUGACAAUACGAGAUAAAAAGGAGAUCCCGGCAGGCGGCAGCUGGGAGUUGCAGCUCAGAGCCUGCAGUAUAUGGUGCGUAGAACUAAUACGGAGGGAGAUAAUGAGAAACCACCCGGAGGCUCGUGUCAACGCCAUUCUCAUUGAUUUCUUCUUGUAUGACACAAUAAAGGAGAUGGAGGCUGCAGGACAGGAGUCAGUACCGCACCAUAGAACGAGGAGUAUAUGGUACUGAACCGGGUCUCGGUUCCUCCUUUUUUGUUUAUUCCGGCCGGGUUUCGCAACCUGUAGAUUCCCUUACCCGCAAGAUAAUCAGCUAGACAAUACCCGAUAUGCUAAGAAGCAGCAGUAUUGGU